CCCCCAGCCCCCUCCCUGCUUCCUAAGGAAAAGGCCUGGGCUCUGCUUAGAGCAGCAGAGCUGAAGAGCCGCUGACAUGGGCAACUUGAAGAGUGUGGGCCAGGAGCCUAGGCCUCCCUGCGGGCUGGGGCUGGGGCUGGGCCUCGGGCUAUGCAGCAAGCAGGGCCCAGCCUCCCCAGCCUCGGAGCCCAGCCGGGCACCAGCACCAGUGCCCCCACCUGCGCCCGACCACAGCCGCCCUCCCCUGGCUCCCAACAGCCCCCUACCAGCCCGGCCCCCAGAAGGACCCAAGUUCCCUCGUGUGAAGAACUGGGAAGUGGGGACCAUCACCUAUGAUACCCUGAGUGCCCAGGCACAGCAGGACGGACCCUGCACCCCAAGACACUGCCUGGGCUCCCUUGUAUUUCCACGGAAACUACAGAGCCAGACAUCCCGGGGCCCUGCACCCCCUGAGAGGCUUCUGAAACAGGCCCGGGACUUCAUCCACCAGUACUACAGCUCCAUCAAGAGGAGCGGCUCCCAGGCCCAUGAGCAGCGUCUUCAGGAGGUAGAAGCCGAGGUGGUGGCCACAGGCACCUACCAGCUUCGGGAGAGCGAGCUGGUGUUCGGGGCUAAGCAGGCCUGGCGCAAUGCUCCCCGAUGCGUCGGCCGCAUCCAGUGGGGGAAGCUGCAGGUAUUUGAUGCCCGGGACUGCAGCUCUGCGCAGGAGAUGUUCACCUACAUCUGCAACCACAUCAAGUAUGGCACCAAUAGGGGUAACCUUCGCUCUGCCAUCACCGUGUUCCCCCAACGUGUCCCUGGCCGCGGUGAUUUCCGGAUCUGGAACAGCCAGCUGGUGCGUUAUGCUGGCUACAGGCAGCAGGAUGGCUCCGUGCGUGGGGACCCUGCCAACGUGGAGAUCACUGAGCUCUGCAUCCAGCACGGCUGGACCCCAGGAAAUGGCCGAUUUGAUGUGCUGCCCCUGCUGCUCCAGGCCCCAGAUGAGCCCCCGGAGGUCUUCCCUUUGCCCCCUGAACUGGUCCUUGAGGUGCCCCUGGAGCACCCCACGCUGGAGUGGUUUGCAGCCCUGGGCCUGCGUUGGUAUGCCCUCCCAGCGGUGUCCAACAUGCUGCUGGAAAUCGGGGGCCUGGAGUUCACUGCGGCUCCUUUCAGCGGCUGGUACAUGAGCACUGAGAUUGGCACUCGGAACCUGUGUGAUCCCCACCGCUACAACAUUCUAGAGGAUGUGGCCGUCUGCAUGGACCUAGACACACGGACCACCUCGUCCCUGUGGAAAGACAAGGCAGCUGUGGAAAUUAACUUGGCUGUGCUGCACAGUUACCAGCUGGCCAAAGUGACCAUUGUGGACCACCACGCUGCCACAGCCUCCUUCAUGAAGCACCUGGAGAAUGAGCAGAAGGCGAGGGGAGGGUGCCCUGCCGACUGGGCCUGGAUCGUGCCCCCCAUCUCUGGCAGCCUCACACCUGUCUUCCAUCAAGAGAUGGUCAACUAUUUCCUGUCCCCCGCCUUCCACUACCAGCCAGAUCCCUGGAAGGGAAGUGCAGCCAAGGGCACAGGUAUCACCAGGAAGAAGACCUUUAAGGAAGUGGCCAAUGCAGUCAAGAUCUCUGCCUCGCUCAUGGGCACUGUGAUGGCAAAGCGAGUGAAGGCGACAAUCCUGUAUGGCUCUGAGACUGGCCGGGCCCAGAGCUACGCACAGCAGCUGGGGAGGCUCUUCCGGAAGGCUUUCGAUCCCCGGGUCCUGUGCAUGGAUGAGUAUGAUGUGGUGUCCCUUGAGCACGAGACACUGGUGGUUGUGGUGACCAGCACAUUUGGGAACGGUGAUCCACCCGAGAACGGCGAGAGCUUUGCAGCCGCCCUGAUGGAAAUGACCAGCCCCUACAACAGCUCCCCUCGACCCGAACAGCACAAGAGCUACAAAAUGCGCUUCAACAGUGUCUCUUGCUCAGACCCCCUGGUCUCCUCCUGGCGGCGGAAAAGGAAGGAGUCUAGUAACACAGACAGUGCGGGGGCGCUGGGCACCCUCAGGUUCUGUGUGUUCGGGCUGGGCUCCCGGGCAUAUCCCCACUUCUGCGCCUUCGCGCGCGCAGUGGACACGCGGCUGGAGGAGCUGGGCGGAGAGCGGCUGCUGCAGCUGGGCCAGGGGGAUGAGCUGUGCGGCCAGGAGGAAGCCUUCCGUGGCUGGGCCCAGGCCGCCUUCCAGGCCGCCUGUGAGACUUUCUGUGUGGGAGAAGACGCCAAGGCUGCUGCCCGGGAUAUAUUCAGUCCCAAACGGAGCUGGAAGCGCCAGAGAUACCGGCUGAGUCCCCAGGCCAAGGGCCUCCAGCUGCUGCCAGGCCUGAUCCACGUGCACAGGCGGAAAAUGUUCCAAGCUACUGUCCUCUCAGUGGAAAACCUGCAAAGCAGCAAGUCCACCCGGGCCACCAUCCUGGUGCGCCUAGACAUUGGAGGGCAGCAGGGGCUGCAGUAUCAGCCAGGGGACCACAUUGGGGUCUGCCCGCCCAACCGGCCUGGCCUGGUGGAGGCGCUGCUGAGCCGCGUGGAAGACCCGCCGCCGCCCACCGAGCCCAUUGCAGUGGAGCAGCUGGAGAAGGGCAGCCCUGGUGGCCCGCCCCCCGGCUGGGUACGGGACCCCAGGCUGCCCCCAUGCACACUGCGCCAGGCUCUGACCUACUUCCUGGACAUCACAUCCCCACCCAGCCCUCAACUCCUUCGACUGCUCAGCACCCUCGCUGAAGAGCCCAGUGAACAGCAGGAGCUGGAAACCCUCAGCCAGGACCCCCGGCGCUACGAGGAGUGGAAGUGGUUCCGUUGCCCCACGCUUCUGGAAGUGCUGGAGCAGUUUCCGUCGGUAGCACUGCCGGCCCCCCUGCUCCUCACCCAGCUGCCUCUGCUCCAGCCACGGUACUACUCCGUCAGCUCAGCACCCAGUGCCUCCCCAGGAGAGAUCCACCUCACAGUAGCUGUGCUGGCAUACCGGACCCAGGAUGGCCUGGGCCCACUGCACUAUGGUGUCUGCUCCACGUGGCUGAGCCAGCUCAAGGUUGGAGACCCUGUGCCCUGCUUCAUCAGAGGUGCUCCCUCCUUCCGGCUGCCGCCUGAUCCCAGCUUGCCCUGCAUCCUCGUGGGACCUGGCACGGGCAUUGCCCCCUUCCGGGGAUUCUGGCAGGAGAGGCUGCACGACAUUGAAAGCAAAGGGCUGCAGCCCGCCCCCAUGACCUUGGUGUUUGGCUGCCGAUGCUCCCAGCUCGACCACCUCUACCGUGAGGAGGUGCAAGACGCCCAGCAGCGCGGGGUGUUUGACCGUGUUCUCACCGCCUUCUCCCGGGAACCCGACAGCCCCAAGACUUACGUGCAGGACCUCCUGCGGACUGAGCUGGCUGCUGAGGUGCACCGCGUGCUGUGCCUCGAGCGGGGCCACAUGUUCGUCUGUGGCGAUGUCACCAUGGCGACCAGCGUCCUGCAAACCGUGCAGCGCAUCCUAGCGGCAGAGGGCGACAUGGAGCUGGACGAGGCCGGAGACUUCAUCGGCGUGCUGCGGGAUCAGCAACGCUACCACGAGGACAUUUUCGGGCUCACCCUGCGCACCCAGGAGGUGACAAGCCGCAUACGCACCCAGAGCUUUUCCCUACAGGAGCGGCAGCUGCGGGGUGCAGUGCCCUGGGCGUUCGACCCGCCCGGUGCAAACACCCCUGGCCCCUGAGAGUCCUUUUGCUUUCUACUCCAGUUCCCGG
Molecule: messenger RNA, 3734 nt
Organism: Trichechus manatus latirostris (Florida manatee)
Lineage: Eukaryota; Metazoa; Chordata; Mammalia; Sirenia; Trichechidae
Gene: NOS3
Product: nitric oxide synthase 3
Exons: 26
Coding region: 77-3703 (1208 amino acids)
Biological process (GO): nitric oxide biosynthetic process
Molecular function (GO): heme binding; flavin adenine dinucleotide binding; calmodulin binding
Source: RefSeq, a predicted model, not a curated record